GAGUGGGAAAUCAUCAAUCCAGAAAGUUGUGUUCCAUAAGAUGUCUCCAAAUGAAACGUUAUUUUUAGAAAGUACAAAUAAAAUAGUGAAAGAUGAUAUCAACAAUAGUUCCUUUGUACAAUUUGAAAUCUGGGAUUUCCCAGGGCAAAUAGAUUUUUUUGAUCCCACAUUUGAUUCCGAAAUGAUCUUUGGUGGAUGUGGUGCGCUCAUCUAUGUCAUUGACGCACAGGAUGAUUACAUGGACGCCUUGGCCAAACUUCACCAGACUGUAUCACGGGCGUAUAAAGUAAAUCCUAAUAUUAAACUUGAAGUAUUUAUCCACAAAGUAGAUGGUUUAUCAGAUGAUCAUAAAAUAGAAACGCAGCGAGACAUUCACCAACGAGCCAAUGAUGAGUUGGCAGAUGCUGGACUAGAUAAUGUUCAUCUCAGUUUUUACCUAACUAGUAUAUAUGAUCACUCCAUAUUUGAAGCUUUCAGUAAAGUUGUUCAGAAGUUAAUACCACAGUUACCGACAUUAGAAAAUCUUCUUAAUAUUUUAAUAUCAAUUGGUCUUGUUUAUGAAUUGGUGGCUGAAUCUGUACUGCGGGAAGAAAAUGAAAGCAGUGCUUAUGAUUCAGAGUCUAGUUCUAUAAUCAAACUCAACAAUGCAACGAUAUUAUAUCUGAGAGAAGUCAAUAGAUUUUUAGCAUUAGUUUGUAUUCUAAGAGAAGAUAACUUUGACAGGCACGGUUUGAUAGACUACAACUUUCACUGUUUUCGUAAAGCCAUUCAAGAAGUAUUUGAAGUACGACUUAAAUCUCAACAAGGAAUGUUAGUCGGCACUACGAUUGGAUCCAGUGACGCCGGCAGUCCUCAAAGCAAUGGUACUAAAAAAGCUGUACCAGUGUGAAGAAAUGGCCCUGGGUUAUGAACUGAACAAUAACUGUAAUAUAUGCAAGUCAUACUGCGCUGUCAAUAUUUCUGUACUACAGAGUUGUAUGGACAUGGACAAGCUUUUCAUCUUUCCUUUCAAGUGAAAAACUGCUGGGUAUUUAAGGAGGGGUGUGACUGGCAACGUGGCGCCCUCUACAUAGUAUGUGUAUUGUGAAAUGCAACAUUUAUAUUGGCAAAUUGUAUCGCUAUAAUUGAUCUAUUUCUGUGGGAGAAAAAGAUACUGUCCAUACUUGACAGCAUGGCAAAUUAAUACUUUUGAUAUUAAAGUUGGUGAGAAAAUCCGUUGUAAAUAAA
Molecule: messenger RNA, 1227 nt
Organism: Saccoglossus kowalevskii
Lineage: Eukaryota; Metazoa; Hemichordata; Enteropneusta; Harrimaniidae
Product: ras-related GTP-binding protein C-like
Biological process (GO): cellular response to starvation; positive regulation of TORC1 signaling; negative regulation of autophagy
Cellular component (GO): nucleus; lysosome; Gtr1-Gtr2 GTPase complex
Molecular function (GO): GTP binding; GTPase activity
Source: RefSeq, a predicted model, not a curated record